Molecule: messenger RNA, 486 nt
Organism: Drosophila hydei
Lineage: Eukaryota; Metazoa; Arthropoda; Insecta; Diptera; Drosophilidae
Product: protein KRTCAP2 homolog
Exons: 3
Coding region: 50-472 (140 amino acids)
Source: RefSeq, a predicted model, not a curated record
GAUAGUUUCACCUUUCAAUGGAUGAAACAAUUGAAUUCCUAGCUUAAAGAUGUCAAAGUCUAUUUCAACCAAGAGCCCUCUUAUCUCCGCUAUUAUAUCAGGCAUACUGAGCUUGGUAAUUUUUGCAACGUUGCGUUUCUACGCCCACUGGUUCAAUAAUUCCCAAAUUAACAUUUUGUUUGGGGGCUACAUGUUCUCGUGGAUGUUUAUAUUGAGCCUCACCUGUGUAUCAAAUGCAGAAACGCUGGUCUUUGGUUCCGAUUUUCAGGCCAAGCUUGUACCCGAAAUACUAUUAUGCUUAGCAACGACGGCAAGUGCUGCCGGCGUUGUUCAUCGUGUUUGUGCAACAACCAGUAUUUUUUUCUCCCUCGUGGGCUUAUAUUUCAUCAAUCGAAUCUCCUCCAAGUAUUACAACAGCGCCGUGGUUAUCGAGGAUGUACCCUUGCGGAAAAGCGGCAAAAAGAAUAAAUAAAUUUGAAAUAAAAC